Messenger RNA from Carcharodon carcharias (great white shark), 6741 nucleotides. It is a transcript of the gene raraa, whose product is annotated as retinoic acid receptor, alpha a. Gene Ontology annotation, cellular component: nucleus; transcription regulator complex. Bases 825 to 2189 code for a protein of 454 amino acids. Lineage: Eukaryota; Metazoa; Chordata; Chondrichthyes; Lamniformes; Lamnidae. Gene Ontology annotation, molecular function: RNA polymerase II cis-regulatory region sequence-specific DNA binding; zinc ion binding; nuclear glucocorticoid receptor binding. Gene Ontology annotation, biological process: cellular response to corticotropin-releasing hormone stimulus; retinoic acid receptor signaling pathway; regulation of transcription by RNA polymerase II. The record is from RefSeq and is a predicted model, not a curated record. The transcript is spliced from 13 exons.
CUCACAACGAGCGGCCGCUCCAGCUCAUGCACCCGGUUCUGCUGAAGCGUCUCUGAGGAGCCGCCGGAUCCGAGUCGCAGGCGCCUCCCGGCCGCAGACACAUUUGAAACUUUACACGAAUCAGUAAUGAGCUGUUGACAUCUGCUUUGAUUUUGUCUCCUGUUUGAUUGGACAUUUAAUUUGAGAGCACGCGCACUCAGAUCUCACCUAAUAGAGAAACCAUACUGCACAGUAUCAAAACAGUGGAACCAAAAAAAGGGGGAGGAAGCUCAUUGAAUGGAAUGGUGAUAUGGGCAUCUGCAGCCCAUUGAUAGCUGCACUUGAGAGUACAAGCACUUGAGACUCGACCCUGAAUACUUGGACCUUCAUGACUUGAAGACACAUAAAUGCAAGGUACCCUGUUUGAUUUAGCUUUGGAACUCCUGGGGAUACAGUAAAGCUUUCGGUGUGUAAGCACACCCAGUCUGGCCCAGAUUUAGAGGAGAAGAACAACUGUUCAAGGAGUCUCUGCGGACGUGAGGAGCAUUUUUCCUACAAGAGUUCAGCUGCAAUGUACAUUAGGAUAGUACUUGGAUAGAUUCAUAUGGAACCAAUGGUUGACUAUCAGGCUUGCCAUCCAUAAGGAAUACAGACUGGCUUUUUAAUUUUUCUAUUAGGAGAACUGGUGUUAUUUUUUUGUAUGAACCCUCUUUGUUUCUGACAUCAAUUCUGCACGCAAGGCUGUCAUUGCCUUUGGUUUCGCUUGACAUUUCUCCGAUUUGAUAUGCACUGAUCAGCUUCGUGGUGCACAUGUGAGGACUAUCCUAUACACGUCUUACUUCACCAUGUCAACCAACAGCAGUUCGUGCACACCGCCAGGUAAUGGACACGUAAAUGGUUACCCAGUGCCCCAUUACCCAUUCUUCUUCCCACCGGUCCUUGGGGGCCUUUCACCACCAUCCAUAAAUGGAUUGCAGCACCAGCUUCCUGUCAGUGGCUACAGUACCCCCUCACCUGCCACCAUUGAAACACAGAGCACUAGCUCAGAGGAGAUUGUGCCCAGUCCACCUUCCCCACCCCCUCCUCCACGCGUAUACAAACCCUGCUUCGUCUGCCAAGACAAGUCAUCAGGUUACCACUAUGGAGUCAGCGCUUGCGAAGGAUGCAAGGGUUUUUUCAGAAGAAGUAUCCAAAAGAACAUGGUGUACACAUGCCACAGGGAUAAGAACUGCAUCAUCAACAAAGUCACCCGAAAUCGAUGCCAGUACUGCCGGCUGCAGAAGUGCCUGGAAGUUGGCAUGUCCAAGGAAUCUGUGCGAAAUGACAGGAACAAGAAGAAGAAGGACACCCCCAAGCAGGAGUGUUCAGAAAGCUACACAAUCACACCCGAGACUGAGGAUCUAAUAGAGAAAGUACGCAAAGCCCAUCAGGAAACCUUCCCAGCUCUGUGUCAGCUUGGCAAAUACACUACUAACAACAGUGCUGAGCAGCGGGUAACGUUAGACAUUGAUCUCUGGGACAAGUUCAGCGAACUCUCGACUAAAUGCAUCAUCAAGACUGUUGAGUUUGCCAAACACCUGCCUGGAUUUACCACUCUAACCAUCGCUGAUCAAAUUACCCUCCUCAAAGCUGCCUGCCUAGAUAUCUUGAUUCUGCGAAUCUGUACCCGGUACACCCCUGACCAGGAUACCAUGACUUUUUCUGAUGGCCUUACCUUGAACAGGACACAGAUGCAUAAUGCAGGCUUUGGCCCCCUCACUGAUCUGGUUUUUGCGUUUGCCAAUCAAUUACUGCCACUGGAGAUGGACGAUGCAGAGACCGGGCUCCUUAGUGCCAUCUGCCUCAUAUGUGGAGACCGUCAGGACCUGGAGGAGCCAGAGAAAGUGGACAAGCUGCAGGAGCCGUUAUUGGAAGCCCUGAAGAUCUAUGUGAGGAAAAGGCGACCGAACAAGCCCCACAUGUUCCCAAAAAUGCUAAUGAAGAUCACAGAUCUGCGCAGCAUCAGUGCCAAAGGAGCUGAGCGGGUUAUCACCCUCAAAAUGGAGAUUCCCGGAUCUAUGCCACCACUCAUUCAGGAAAUGCUGGAGAAUUCCGACGGCAUCGACCCUUCCUCCUCACCUUGUAGCAAAAGCAGUGCUGCCCGUCCAUGCAGCAGCCCAAGCAUGUCCCCCAGCUCCACCAGCAGCAGCCCGAACACUCAGUCACCAUAGCUUUAGGAGAAGGAGCAAGUGAGUCGGACUCUCACUCACAUGGACGUUUGACGUGUUUGUAAAAGGUGAAGUGUUCACAGGAGAGCCACAGUAUUGCUUGCCACAUACUCUGCAGCUUGUGGAAGGCGGUUGGAACUGAGUUGGAACUUAACACACUGUGCUUAACCACGCUGGAAGCUCUUUCAAACGUGCUUAACUGAGAUGGACACUGAGUUCAGGGCUGUGCUGAGCAACAGAGAUGAACCACACACACACACGCACACGCACGCACACACAGACACACACGCACAUACGCACACACACACACACACACACAGACACACAGACACACGCACACAGAAACACAGACAUGCACACAUGCACACACGCGCGCGCACACACACACCCCUCCGAAAUAAGAAUCAACUAUUCUUGAAGCAGACUCUGCUCCGCUCUGCAAGCCUUCAGCUUCUGGGUUUAGAACAUGCUUGAUUUAACGCUAGGAGAGAACUAUGAAGACCCUUUGUGUUUUUUUUUUGAAAUAUUUUUCCUCUCCUUUUGUUUAUCUUUCAUAAUCUCAUAUAAUACUAGCUGAUAGACUGGAUCACCGGUGCAAAAUUCAGUAGCAUCCAAAAACAAGGAAUUUGAACAAAGAAAAAAGUUUAUAUGAAUGAAACAUUUAACUGAUUAUUUUUGUUGAACUGUUUAAAUUGGAUUUACCAGAGGAGGAAGGAAUAAGAAUGAUGGUGUCAUUACAUUUUUGAAAUGAGUUGCAUACGAGCUGGAAGAUAAUGAAGGUAACUAGGUUACACUAGGGAUGUCUGUAAAUAUGCUGUUCUGUUUAAUGUACUCACAAGAGGUUUCCAAUCUUUUCUUUUAUGCCUUUGUUGAUUGGAUGUUCAUUUUAAGCACAUUUAUUCUGAGAGAGAGCAUUGUUCUGAAGUACUGUGUAGGUCUCAAAUAUCCCUCCCAGGCCACUGCACGGCAAGGGAGCCAUGUAUGUACGUGCAUGUGCAAUCACACGUCAGGGCCAGGCUUCAUGCCCCUUGCUGUGAUCGAGAUGGACUGGACUGGAUGGUGCCCAAUCCCUGUUCUGGGACCGAAAAAGGGGUCACAAAUACAGCUCAGACCUGUUGACUGAGAAGGAUCCUGUAUCUUUGGGCUUUAAUUGACUGGAUUUGAGAUUGUGCGCCAACUCUUAACCAUGGUGAAGUGUAUCGGUGGGGCUGGGGAACGUUUUAGAUAGCAAACCUUUCCUUGUCCUCGCUGAUCAUAUAUACCAACCUGAGAAGUUGUCGGUGGAUUAAUUUGACUGCAGUUUGCACAGGAGGUUCAGUCACAUCCAGUGGUGUUAAUGGCAAAAAGGAAUUUGAGUUUCUCAGGAUUUGACCGUGGUGUACUGUGAACAUAGACCUGCACGGUGCUCAGGAUGUUCUGAUGGUUCAUUCGAAAGAAUGAUCGAUCACCUUUCGACCUCACCUUGUUUGACUCUCAGAAAUCUCGUUAUAGUUAACGCUUUAAACUGCAUUGGAAUUUUUGAUAUUUGAGGCUGCCGUGUUUGAAGCCAUGCGCAUUUCUUAAGAGUGAAACGGGCCUAACUGGAUACAAGUGCGCUGCCACAGGCUGAGGUGAAACACCACUCCUUCAAAGCUCAUUGUCCGUCUGCUCUCUACCUCUCUCGCCAACUCGCAAAUCUCGACUCAAGUCGGGCAAACCACUCUUCCAACAAGGCACAAACCUGGAUUCUUUUAUUCCUUUUAUAUUCCUCCUCAGAAUGAGGGCAUCGCUGACAGGGCCAACAUUUAUUGCCCACCCCUAAUUGCCCAGAGAAGGUGAUGGUGCGCAGCUUUCUUGAAUCACUGGGGAGAGGUUCAAUAUGAUUGGGUGGCUUGUUUAGGCUGGUUCAGAGGGCAGUUAAGAGUCAACCACGUUGUUGUUGGACAGGAGUCAUAUAUAUAGGCCAGAUAAAGACGGCAGGUUUCCUUCCCUAAAGGAGGCGAGUUGAACCAGUUGGGUUUUUACAGCAAUCCAACCCCUUCAUGGUCACUUUUACUGGUGCCAACGUUUGAUUUCCAGAUUUUUUUGGUCCAUGCCGAAUUCAGAUUCUCAAACCAGACCAGUAUGGCACCAUCAGGUCUGACUGGCACCAUCAGGUCUGACUGGCACCAUCAGGUCUGACUGGCCUUGUGAGAGUUAAAGUGAUGGCACACUGAUGCAGCUCAAACAGCCCUCUCAAAUUGUGAAAACAAUUCGGCUAAGUAUUUGCACAAGUGUACGACUGAAAAAAAAUAAGCCAAAUAAACUGAAACCAUUUUCAAUCGACCUGGGUUCCUCUGUUAGAAAGAUUGGACCAUGAGAUUGGGUGGGGGGGUGCGGGGAGGAAGGGUUAUUGAUGAGUUUUAUCACAUCAGUUUGUGAGGCAAUUAUUUUGACCUUCAACCCUUUGUCAAAAUUAGAAAUCCAAUCACAGGCCCAAGAUCUCACAGUGUGUGAGGCUGUUUCCAACAAAGAUCAAGGUCUUUUAUUCUGUGGAUGUUGAGGUCUCAGAUGAUGGGAUUUUGUCGGCUGGUGACAGAACGUAAAUCACUUUGACAGGGCGAAAAGCUAGGAGGAUAAGGAAACGAGGUCCUCUGUUUAGUUGUGAAGGUUAAAAGGUAUCUUCAGAACUGGGGGGAAUCGCUGGGCUGUCAGCCUGGGAUGAGAUUCAGUCGAGGCAUCUUUUUUUUAAAUAAAUAAAUUUAUCCGGCAAACACUGAAACAUAUUUACUUGACUGAGGAACACUGGCCUGGCACCAGACAGGCAAGGGUUCGAUUCACAAAUGCAGCUGGCCCGAAGAGAUGCUCUGGGUUCUGGGAUUGGCUAGAAAGAUAGACCUCGUGCUGAAUUUUCCUUUUGAUAACUUAACAUAGGCACCUCUCACCAUGAGCAUUGGAUACUGUAAAAGGAGAAAGCUUGCUUUUCCACACAUGUCCCAAAUCCAGAUUUUUGGGAGGGAGGGGGAGGACCUGAGAGUUGCAGUCAGAGACAAGAGAAUUCACAGGCCCUCAUUCCCAUGGACCCAGUUGGGAUGAACAACCAUCAUUCGUGGAUCAGCAUUGUGGAUGGGGUGGUGGGGUUAUAUUGUUUUGUGCAAGUCAAAGGUCUUUUCCCUGAAGCAUAACCCACGGCACAGCAGCAGCAAGGUACACAGGGGUCCAACAUCGGUACAAUAGGCAUUAACUCCUGGAAGCUCCAUGUAGGAUUCUGAGAGAGCAGACAAACUCGCCUGAUCUGAAAUCCAACACAAUCCAUACCUUGCCUGUGCCUCAAUAAAGUCCUGCACCCUUGCUGUUGAGACAGCUCAGCAACUGCACCCAUCCCACCCACCACUACACACUCCCCCCGCAACCCCCCCCACCACCACCACCCUGGCUAUUCAUGGGUUUCACAAGAGUUAAAUAAAAGAAUGAUACACAGUGCGUCCAAAUUUACACUUCACAGGUUCCUACAGAAAGUUUGGAUAAUCUCAUUUGGGCUUCUCAGUAAAAGCGCCCUAACAUUGUACAAUUUAUAUCUGUUCAACAAUCUCUGGAAAACACAGCAGAAAAAGAGCCAACGCUAGCCAUUCAGCCUACCUCUUCCCAGUCCGGUGCCUAUUCCAGGAAAAAUGCUUUAGGAAGGUGCAGGGUUGAUGCUUUACCAGAUUUAAAGUCUUUUUUUGCGCAGGUUUUAUCUUUGAGCAAAUUCUCCCCUCAAGUGGCUCCAGUUUUCGUUAUAAGGAGAAUUCGCAGCUCAGUAUUAAGUUUUUAUAUAUAUAUAUAAUAUUUAUUUGAAUUUUAUCUCUUGAUUUGAAUGACGCAGUCUCAGCCCAAGCCUAUUUUCCCAUGCUGCGUAACCAACCACAGCAAAUGUGAGCAAAUAGUGCCACUCACUGGUCAUUGUUAGUAUUACAAAUUAAUUUUCAGUGCAUGGCAUGUGUGGCCAAACAUCUGAAACUGCUCAAAACCGGCACAGUGAAAAGGUGGCAUAUUUCCCAGUAAUGUCUUGCAGUCAUUGAAAUGCACAAGAGGAAGAUGACAUGUAUUCCUGGUUGUGACCCAGAACUGAUGGGGCAUAAGUGUUUGGGUCAUUGUGAGUCAUAGGUCGUGAUGAAAGUUUUCCCUCCCCGGCUGCAGUGUACUUUCCUCUUGUUCACGGAUGUUAUCUUGUCGCUCUACUUUGUGACUGAAAUCCUUCCAGCACGCCCCUCCCCCACCUUCCUCCCAGCCCAGUGACAGCACAUCUCUGUCUCUCUGUUUGUAAGUGGCAAUGUGGCCCAAUUCAGUGUCAUAUUUUACACAAUUUUUUUCUAUUGUAAAACAGCCACCCGUGGUUUUAUCAAAUUAAAAGGUACAGUUACACAUUUAGUUGAAUCAUUAACCUGACACCUCCACUGUUAAUGGCGAGUUCUUGUUCUGUUCAUGGAUGUGUUAGUGUACCGAGUCAGACUGUACAGUAAGAUUUCCUAUAACAAGGCUUUCUCUGUGCAGAAGUUACUGUUAAACUUUUCAUGAAGUCUACUGGCAAAAGAAUAAAGUUAUAUUUAUUCUACAA